AUGGCUAGUCUAGGAGCCACUCCGGAGUUUAUUCCGGGACGCCCUUUCCACCUUGGACUGGUAAAGAACUCCAAGAAUGCGAACAUGACCAUUAUGCCCUCCAACCGAGAGACACUUUCCUCACGACGACGACGACGCAGUCGGAAAGUCCAGCCCAAGGUCACCAACGUUCCGUCUUCUCCUACAGCCUCAUCAAGCGCAAGUCAACACUCAACAGAGACGUCAAGUUCUGCAUUUGACGGUGUCGAAAAUUGCAAAGGCCACCACAUCCAUCCAUCCAAGAACGACAUACCACCCGGCACGCCCACAGCUCCGGCAGCAGACCGAAGACAGCAGAUCCAACUGCAUCAUAUUCCAGUCUAUCACAGUCGCAUCUUUCACACUCGUCCUCCUCCGAACGCACCGACCGGGCCUGCAGCCGAUAGAAGACAAGUCGUGAAGGUUCCUGCAGUGCCCCCUCAGAUCCCUCCUCAGGCCACUCCUCAGGCCGUACCUAGCCACUGCCAGUCUAAGGUCUGGCGGAGCCCCAAGACGGAGUUGACGGACGCAUUCCAAAAAGUGCAGGUCGAAAUGCAACGCCUUGGCUUCAGCAGAUCGCCUGCUGCCCCCACCACAUUCGAGGAAUACUUGGAAGUCGUUCUUGCUAAGAAAGAACGCAAAAUACAACAGAAUGCCGCCGUGAUACAGGCCAUCAAAACGAAGGCAGAACAGCACAAGAGAGCGCGACAGAAAGGCGGUAGCUCUGGCCAUACUUACAGCAGGGCAUCAGCUUGGGCUCAAGGUCCGACUUCAGUGCAGGAACCGACUUUAGCCACUGCCCACCCUUUGUAUGGAGCUGAUCCAUGCUGGAACAUGCAGUACCCCGAUAUAACAGAAAGACCACAAGAUCUUCGUGCCGAAUGGCCUAAGCUGGCGGGAUACAAGGAAGCCGGCCGCCGGGCUUUUGACAACAGUUGUCUGCCUCCUCCGAAACAGCUCAACGUUCAGGACCAAACCCAUAUGACACUGGGGGAUGCGGCGUGGGAAGAGCGCGCACUGAUUCCCCAAGGAAAUGCCACUGGCUUGGACGAAAUCAGCAUAUUCUCACUUGAGAAUGAUACUUCGACCGAAGCUGAUCUGGCCUAUCACAUAGACCCGAAGAGUCUUAACGAUUGGACUCGAGAAAUCAUUGACGAAAUCAUCCUCGAGAUAGAGGGCGACGAGACAACGAUCACGGACGAAGACGAAGCUUAG
Molecule: messenger RNA, 1233 nt
Organism: Colletotrichum phormii
Lineage: Eukaryota; Fungi; Ascomycota; Sordariomycetes; Glomerellales; Glomerellaceae
Exons: 1
Coding region: 1-1233 (410 amino acids)
Source: RefSeq, a predicted model, not a curated record